GCACCUCCCAAGACCCCCACUCCCCACCCCCCAGCCAGACUGAGUCCGCUCCAGAUCCGCCCCGGGUUUCCUCCGCGUCUCCGGGGUCUCCGCCCCUGCGAGCCAGCUCCCCGGCCGAGCCCGGGCGUCGCCACGCGCUCCAUCCGCACCGCGCGAACCCGGAACCCCGCGUCGCGAACUGGGCCACCGCGCAGACCCGGGCUUCGCAUCCCAACUCGGAGUCGAGACCCGCCGGCGUGGCCGGGGCCCCGCGCGUCAUCCCUGUGUAUAGACCCUCCCUCGGCCGCCGUGGCUGUCCUGGCAUCCCGGCUCCGGCUCCGGCGAGAGGAAUGAAGCUGGAAGCCGGCGGUGGCGUCCCUAAGCCCGAGACGGAGGCUGCGCCCGACGCGGAGCCGAGCUCGCAGACCCGGCCAGAGGGGUCGGGGGCCACGGCCAGGUCCGGAUCGGGGCCCGAGGCUGAGGCCGAGCGGUUGGACUUCGUGGUGGCCACGGAACGGGAGUUUGAGGAGGUGCUGGCCAUCUCGGGGGGCAUCUACGGUGGCCUCGACUACCUUCCCAGCCGCUACCACAGCUGGCUCCGGGAUCCCGACCGCACUGUGGUGCUGGCUAAGCGCAACGGAGGCGUGAUCGCGCUGGAGUCGGUGCACGUGAUCGACGCCGGGGAGACGGCGCUGGUGGAGGGGCUGCGCGUGGCGCCCUGGGAGCGCGGCAAGGGCGUGGCCGGGCUGCUGCAGCGCUUCUGCGCGCAGCUGGUCAAGCGACAGCACCCGGGGGUCAAGGUGGCACGACUCACCCGGGACGACCAUCUGGGCCCCCGGGAGCUGAAGAAAUACCGCCUGAUCACCAAGCAGGGCGUCCUUUUGGUCCGAUUCAACGCGUCGGCGCUGCUGGCGGGGCUGGGCGCGCGGCUGGCGGCGCUGCGGGCCUCCGGCACCUUCUCGCCGCUGCCCACCGAGGCCGUGUCCGAGGCGGGCGGCGACGUGGCGCGCCUCCUGCUGUCGCCCUCUGUGCAGCGCGACGUGCUCCCGGGCGGGACCAUCAUCCAGGACUGGCAGCCCUACCGGCCGAGCGAGAGCAACCUGCGCCUGCUGGAAGCCAAGGGCCUGGAGUGGCGCGUGGACAGCCGCGCGCGCCCGCGCGUGCUCACGCUGUGCACGCGCCCCUUCCCCAUCCCGCACGGCGGCGACGGCACGUGGCGCUACCUUAACAUCGACGCCUUCGGCAGCGACGGCGCGCAGGUGCAGAGCCAACUGCUGUGGCACCUGCAGCGCCAGGCCCCGCGUCUCGCCGGCCUCAACGUCAUGUGCCAGCUCUUCCUGGCUCCCCAGCUGUGGCCACAGCUGGCCGACUUCUGCCAGGCCGGCCUGGGGCUCGAGCUGGUCAAGGGUUAUACCGAACAGUACCUACUGGAGGCCGACAUUUGAGGGCUCCACUCUCAGCCUGGAGAGAUGAAGCACUUUAUUUUAUACCCGCCUGCUUCCGCAGAUCCCCAGCCAGACCCACCGCCUGCCACCUGCUAGCUCCUCCCCUCCCCUGCGCUCAGCUCAGCUGUGACUCGCCUGCGGCCCGGUGUCCUCCUUGUGGCCUUUAGCCCUUUCCACUCUGCCUGCCAUCUUGCGCCACCGUUGCCUACGCCUUGACUGCCAGAUCUGGGGGAGCUCCUGGCGCUGCUCUUGUCCACCCUCUCUCCUUUCCCAGCCAAAGAGCCAUCCCUUCCCUGGCUUCAGAGCCUCUCCCUACCCAUCACCCUGGCCUGGGGGUGAACGCUGCCCUUCCUGGCUUCUCCCUGCCUUUCCCUUCUGCCUCCUCGGUUGGGAGCUGGCAACGGCCGUCAUAGGCCUGGAGCUCUGCGGCUCGAUGAAUGUCACCCCCCCCCUCCCCGCAGCUUGCCUAGUGCUCCUUUCCUCCCCGCCCCCGCCACUCCUGUGCCUCUGAACCUGGGUCCUCUCCCCCCUCUUUGUCUCCCCAUUCUCCUCUCUGGACCUUCCCAACCCUUAGCUCCUAGCGCCCAUUUUUCUGCCCCUCAGUUUUCCUUCCCCCUGACCUCAUCCCCAGCCUUGUGUGCAAUAUGGAGAGAGACCCUGUAAAUAAAAUCUGUCCCCAAUUUGGCCUCCUUUUAUGCUCUGGUGAUGCACUUUCCAGAGCCUGCCCCUCUGCCUGGGGUUUCCUCCAACUUCUCAUGGUGUUGCUGUUUCACAGCCCCUCUUCCCCAAAUCCCAGUUCAGAGGGGGUUCUAACUGGCGACUUCAGUGCAGUCGAGGGCAGGUCCCUCAGCCUGACCUAGGGGCUGUCUCCUGGUUCCAAUCAGGCUGCCUUCUGGUGUGCCAGGAACCCCCCCCCCAACCCUAGAUAUUUCUAGACAUUUCUCCCUUCCUCUGCGUUUGGACUUUGGGAGCCUUCUAUUUAAAAUGAAGUCAUAACGGCUGCAUUUGCACAGCUGGAUCCCCCCAUCUACCGCACAGGGAGGCAUCUGAGGCUCAGAAAGAUCAAAGUGACUUCUAAGUCCCUCAAAGUAGCUGGGGGCCUCGAAGGGACUGGAACCCAGGCAUCCCAAGCCCAGAGCAUGCCCCAGAGCCUCAUUCUGUGUGACGAUAUUAGCUUGAACUUCUUGUUGGACAAUGGACAGUUGCUAGGGAUUCGCUGACAGCCAGCACAGGCUUGGCGAGGCCUGGGAUGCAGCGAGUGUGCAGAAGAGGGCGCCAGGAGGUGGAAGAAGGGGGGGCAGAGGGGACAGCCACUGCUUCACCACUUUGCCCACUUUCCCAGGUUGCGUGUGCUCUGCCUUUACUGCCUUCUGCCCCUGGUCAUGCUGCCACCCUCCCUGCCUUUGGAUCACGGAUGUAUUGCAAUAAAAAGGACCCCU
Molecule: messenger RNA, 2863 nt
Organism: Choloepus didactylus (southern two-toed sloth)
Lineage: Eukaryota; Metazoa; Chordata; Mammalia; Pilosa; Megalonychidae
Gene: NAT16
Product: N-acetyltransferase 16 (putative)
Exons: 4
Coding region: 330-1424 (364 amino acids)
Molecular function (GO): acyltransferase activity, transferring groups other than amino-acyl groups
Source: RefSeq, a predicted model, not a curated record